AUCAUCUUCUAUUUUACACUACUCCCAAAGCACUUCCGCUCUUAUCCAAUCUCUCUCCCAUCUUCUUUUCUUCUUUAUCCAUUCUCUCUGUCGGCUCCUAAUUAUCCAGUUCCUUUAUCCUUAUCGGGCCGGGUCUCCAUAUUUACUACGGUUGUACUUAUCAUCUGCCGUGUCUGACAGUAUUGAUAUUCUAUUUUUCUAAUUUUGGCAAGUACCGGAUAAAGUUGAACACCAAUUUGCGUCAUUAAAGCUAGGACCGAUUCCUGGGAAUUCUUGAUUGGUGUUUUUAUUUAAGACCGGGAGCUUCAACUGGACUUCAAGGAUUCCCUAGCUGAUCAUUUCGAGGUCUUAGAGGAAGGAAGAAUGAAUUCACUACAAGGGCCCGUUGCUUGUCCAGUGGUUAGCACUAAACUUACAGAGCAAUACUCCAUCCCUGUCAAUUCACGCAUUGGGAAGGCUACUACAAUUCUUAGAAGCAGAUUCUGGGGUACUGAUUCUGGGGUCUAUAGUAGGCAGGUUCGGAAACCACGAUUACGAAUAAACAAGCUGAUUUCAUGCACUUUCAGCUCAUCCUCAAAUGGCAAUGGCAGCAGAGCAGAAAACUUCAAUGAGAAUGAUGCUGAUUAUGUGAAUUCUAGCGUGCUUGAAGCCAUUGAAGUACGGAGUGGUGCGGAAGGUUUCAUGAUCAAGAUGAGAGAUGGUAGACAUCUGAGAUGCGUGCAUAACACCUCUCAGGCUGGUCAUGUACUUGAUUAUGCUCCUCAUCCAGCAAUAGUAUUGAAAAUGGAAGACGGGACUGGCCUUCUUCUCCCCAUUAUUGUUUUGGAGAUGCCAAGUGUACUGCUUAUGGCAGCUGUAUGCAAUGUCCAAAUUGCAAGGCCAACAAUUUAUCAAGUGGUGAAGGACAUGAUUGAGAAAAUGGGCUAUCAAGUAAAACUUGUUCGUGUUACGAAGAGAGUAAAUGAGGCAUAUUUUGCUCAAUUGUAUCUAAACAAGCAAUAUGGUAAUGAAAAUGAGAGUAUCAGCUUUGAUCUCCGGCCUUCUGAUGCCAUCAACAUUGCGGUGAGAUGCAAGGUGCCAAUACAAGUGAACAAGUACUUGGCAUACAGUGAUGGCAUUAAGGUGGUUGACUCUGCCAAGCCUAUCAUACUAGGUCCUUCAGAUUCGUCAGUGAUGAGUGAGCUUGACAGAGCUAGUGGGCAGCCAGGGAUUGAGACGAAGGAAUUCAUUCUUCUGCGGAACAUGCUCCUUGCUGCAGUAGAGGAGCGCUAUAAAGAUGCAGCUCAAUGGAGGGACAAGCUGACUCAACUCCGUUCAAAGAGGAAUUGGACAUAAUCUGCUGUAUUGAUGAAUUUAAUAGCCCAGUAUAGUCAACCAUCACCUUCUACGCUCUGUCAAUAAUCAAUCAAUACCCGUCUCUUACUUAAUGUGCAAAUUAAAGCGCUGUGAAUGUGUCUCUGUGUAUGUAUGUAUAUAGGUAAACUGUAAUUUUAAGAAAGAAAAAACCAAAAGUGUGUAUAAAAACAUAUUUACUUGUGAUAACUACUUUAUUCUGUAUUAUCUUAUAAAAUUUAAUUAUCAUUUCUUGUAAUUUGUUCUACGCUUGCUACUUCAUAGCUCAUUGCUGCAAUGGUAUCGGAUGACUUCUGUUCCUACAA
Messenger RNA from Cuscuta europaea, 1658 nucleotides. The record is from the annotation of a GenBank genome assembly. Lineage: Eukaryota; Viridiplantae; Streptophyta; Magnoliopsida; Solanales; Convolvulaceae.